Trichophyton benhamiae CBS 112371 is the source of this 2619-nucleotide messenger RNA. Its product is annotated as decapping enzyme Dcp2, putative. The record is from RefSeq and is a predicted model, not a curated record. Gene Ontology annotation, cellular component: cytoplasm; P-body. Bases 1 to 2619 code for a protein of 872 amino acids. Gene Ontology annotation, molecular function: 5'-(N(7)-methylguanosine 5'-triphospho)-[mRNA] hydrolase activity; RNA binding; manganese ion binding. NCBI's taxonomy places the organism in Eukaryota, Fungi, Ascomycota, Eurotiomycetes, Onygenales, Arthrodermataceae. The transcript has 2 exons. Gene Ontology annotation, biological process: nuclear-transcribed mRNA catabolic process, nonsense-mediated decay; deadenylation-dependent decapping of nuclear-transcribed mRNA.
AUGACAGAAAUCAAUAUGCGACUAGAGGACUGGCUGGAUGACCUCUGCGUUCGAUUCAUUGUAAACCUCCCAAGGGAAGAACUCGAAUCCGUUGAGCGAAUAUGUUUCCAGGUCGAGGAGGCUCAGUGGUUUUACGAGGACUUUAUCCGGCCACUCGACCCAAACCUGCCGUCCCUCAAACUCCGCGAGUUUGCCCUGCGCAUCUUUCAACAUUGCCCUCUCAUGUCGCAGUGGUCCCAUUAUCACCAUUCAACCGCAUUCUCAGAGUUCCUGGCAUACAAGACGAGAGUCCCUGUACGUGGGGCUAUCCUUCUCAACCAAGAAAUGGACGAGGUCGUGCUUGUCAAAGGCUGGAAGAAAGGUGCAACCUGGUCGUUUCCUCGUGGUAAAAUAAAUAAGGAAGAAAAGGAUCUGGAUUGCGCUGUCAGAGAGGUUUACGAAGAAACUGGCUUUGAUAUAAGAGCUUCUGGCCUAAUAAAGGACGAAAAGAACGUCAAAUAUAUCGAGAUACCAAUGCGUGAGCAGAAUAUGCGACUCUACGUACUACGAGGAGUACCCAAGGAUACCCACUUCGAGCCCAGGACGAGAAAGGAAAUCAGCAAAAUAGAAUGGUAUAAGCUCUCCGAUCUUCCAACGUUGAAAAAGAACAAGCAGCAUGAAAAUGUACCUUAUCAAAACAACAAUAGGUUCUACAUGGUUGCAACCUUUCUUGGCCCUCUCAAGAAGUGGAUUGCCAAACAGAGGAAGCUGGACCAGGCCCGAAUCUCGCAUCCUCAUAUAGCCAUUCAAGAGGAGAUGGGCGGGGCGAUAAUAACUGAAGAUGAAGGAACUGAAGACCACCAAGAUAUAACGGAGGAAUAUCCGGCCCAUCCCGCUCCGACAAUGCCAAUUCUACCACCUGUUCAUUCAGACUUACCUGAGGUAUCCACGCCACUUGAUCCGACGGUCCAUUUGAAGCGCUUGCUUAACAUUGGAUCAGCGGCUUCUACCGCCCCUACCAAGCAACCCGACUCUGACCGACAACGUGAACAACAACACCAACAUGUUUCGAAUAUUGAUAAAGGAAAUGCGCUUCUACAGUUACUUAGGAAUGGAUCUGAAACCCACCCCCCUGAAAAUCCACCUCUUGCGCCUAUACCAGUACAUCCUAGCAGAGCACUUCCAACCAUACAUUCGCAGCAAACAACACCACAGCCAACUCCUGGUCAAGCCUUUGCUCCUCCCAUAACACAAUUUGGUACCGGAAACCAGUACCCACAACAUCCGCAAAACCGAAUAAGCAAUCAACCGCCAUGUGCCUAUCCAGAACAGAAAUCUGCUGCUCAACCCCGGCAUGAAUAUGUAGGGCAGGCUCCUCACCAAAUGCCCCAUGAGCCAGCUAAGCCGCCGUUCACUGCUUAUCCACCACCGUUGCGCCAAAUUGGCACACAGCCGCCAAUUUCCAGCGCUCAGCAUGGAACUCCGCCUUACCACCGUACUGGAGAUCCUCAGUUUGCUUCAAACAACCAAAAAUUGCAAACAAUCCUGCCCUCCGUGCCUCCUGCAAAUGCGUUGCCUUUACCAAAACUUAACAGCCACUCUCUUGCAUUGCUUAGUGUUUUCAAAGGUGAUGGCGUUAAGAACACUGCAGCUAUGCCAGGCUCCAUACCCGCAUCCCCAGUUGAACCAUUUCCACAAAAUGAUGCAAAAUCUCAGCACAAAAACCAACUUCUGAGAAUGUUAAAGCAGCCGAGCGGCUCGCAUCUUCACAAUGGUGGUGGUUUGCACCCACCGGGCCGUGUUGAGCUUGCGACUCAGAAUAGCCCGAGGAUCCAGGAGCAAACAGGGAUGCAUCCUCCCGGGCUAUCUCUAGACAGUCAAACUAAGGCGCCAGUAAUUUUGCAAAAUCCACAUCGACCCAGGACCCCUUCUCAACCUACUGUAGGGAAGACAGCAGCCACGCUAUCCGCACCCUUGAAUCUGCCUAAUUUUGAGGGGAUUGCCAAGUCACCACGCAGUCCACGCAGGGAGAAGAAACAUAUUCCCUCUCAGUCAUCAGCGAUGAAGUCAAAUAUCAAAAUACUUCCUCGCCCAACAUCAAAUAACAAUGAGGGCGUACCGGUGGCAGUGAAGGCCAAUACCCUUUCUCCAGCUCCUAGACCUAACGUCAAGCUUUCAGAAAUGACCAAACCAUUUAAGCCCAAGAUUCUCCGUCGCCCAGACAAGGAUAAUCUUGAUGAGUACCUUCCUACUUCCACGGUUACCGUGAGCGCUUUCUCAAAGCCUGAGCCACCACCGGUUAGCGAUGAUGAAGUGGUGCAGAAGACCCUACCGCAACCACAGUUUGAUCAACGACCAAGUCAGUCGGCUGCACAGAAAGAAACACUUCUUUCUCUCUUCAACAAAGAUCUUCCACCUCCAUCCACCGGUAUAAAGCGGGAUAUAACAAGGCAGGCUAAAUCUCCAGCCCUGGUUUCUCCUCCUUUCUCAACCCUUAUAAGCCCUGUUACCGAUCCCCUCAACAGCCCGAGAGAAGCUACCAGGGGAGGUGGUUCUGAGAGACGGAGCGGUGCGGCGUCUCCCUCUAACCAGGCAUUUUUAAUUGGAUAUCUAGAGGAUGUUGCUACGGGCAAGAAAUAG